Molecule: messenger RNA, 4554 nt
Organism: Pezoporus occidentalis (night parrot)
Lineage: Eukaryota; Metazoa; Chordata; Aves; Psittaciformes; Psittacidae
Gene: PTAR1
Product: protein prenyltransferase alpha subunit repeat containing 1
Exons: 8
Coding region: 145-1407 (420 amino acids)
Biological process (GO): protein prenylation
Cellular component (GO): cytoplasm
Molecular function (GO): protein prenyltransferase activity
Source: RefSeq, a predicted model, not a curated record
AAGUGUUCUGCCCGCCCGGCGCGGCGGUGCCGGCUGCGGCGGGGGAAGAUGGCCGAGUCGUUGGAGGAGGUGGCGGUGCUGGUGCAGCGGGUGGUGAAGGACAUUCGCAACGCCUUCCAGCGAAACCCCCACAUAUGACCAGAGAUGGGUAAAGGACCUGGGUGUAUGUUUGGAGACAGAGCCAGAGACGAAAUUGGAUUGAUACCCUGUCCUGAAGCCAGGUAUAACCGGAGCCCUAUCGUCCUGGUAGAAAACAAGCUUGGUGUGGAGAGUUGGUGUGUCAAGUUUCUUUUGCCAUAUGUCCACAAUAAACUUCUCCUCUACAGACAAAGAAAACAAUGGCUGAACAAAGAUGAGCUGAUAGAUGUCACGUGUACCCUGCUGCUGUUGAACCCUGACUUCACCACUGCUUGGAAUGUGAGGAAAGAAUUAAUACUGUCUGGCACUUUAAAUCCACUUAAAGAUUUGCAUCUUGGAAAACUGGCGUUAACCAAGUUUCCAAAGAGUCCAGAAACAUGGAUUCAUAGACGAUGGGUGCUGCAACAACUCAUUCAGGAGAACUCCUUGCCCAGUCUUGUGACUAAAGGAAACUUGGGAGCAGCACCUGUGGAGAGAAUUCACCGACUAGUGCAGGAAGAAAUGAAUGUCUGCUCUGAAGCUGCUGGGAGAUACCCAAGCAACUACAAUGCCUGGUCCCAUCGCAUCUGGGUUUUACAGCAUUUGGGAAAGCUGACUGUCAAGGUUCUCCUUGAUGAACUUUCAUCCACCAAGUAUUGGGUAUCCAUGCAUGUCUCAGACCAUAGUGGAUUUCAUUACCGCCAGUUCUUACUCAAUUCGUUGAUAGGCAGAACUGUGACUGACAAUAAUUUACUGUUACAAAAUCGGAUGGUAAAUGUGCAAAACCCUAGCCUUCUAAAGGAGGAGGAGAGUGCAGGGGCAGCAGCUGCCUGUGCAGAGGAUCAGAGCGUGGAUCUCCCCCGCUGUUUAGAGGAAGAGUUGGAGCUCUGCACUGAACUGAUUGAUACUUACCCAGGGCAUGAAACCUUGUGGUGUCAUAGAAGGUGUGUGUUCUACCUUCAGCACCACCUAAGGAACAGACUUCCUCUUCUGAGUGCAGUGGUAUCAUCUGUGGGCAGCAAUGAUGAAACAUUGAAUAAUUCCCACUACAGUACUGCGAUAAGUCACAUGGCACAAGCUAUGGAUGUUGAUGGUUUGAAUGAAUCCAACAGCAAACAAGUUUAUACCCAGGAAACAAAACGCCUGAAACGUGCUCCUGUGCAGGACUCUUUUGGUCCAGAAAUGGAAUACCGGUUCAUUAGUGAAGUAUUAUCCACUUGCAGGGAUGUGGAUCAAGCCAGGUUUGCUACUGCUUAUAGGAAAUGGUUAGUUACUUUUUUAGGUCAGUGAAGAGAGUGUUUAAAGCCUACAGGGUUCUUCUUUUAGUGCAAUAUUCUCUUUUCAGACACAAAUGCAUGUUUUGAUUGCAAGUGUUAGCUAACCAUGUGUUUUCCACUCUUUUAAUGGUCAGUCUUAGAGUUCCUAUUCAGAGUAGAAGUCUGUCACUUUAUUAAAGAACUGGUGUAGUUUUUUAGUAAGCAGAUACAGUUUGUUCCUUAAUCUUUUCACCAAAGCAUUCUGUGUCAGCUUCCUACUGUAACGUAUUCUUAUUUCUUACUUCUGCAUUAAGGUGGACUCUGAAUCGUUGGCUUUAAAACAACAACAAUAAUGAAGUGUGAGAGAAAAAAAAGUCUGAAAUGCUUUUGAAACAGUGUCUGGAAAAAGAAUAAGAGGAUCUGUCUGUAUCACCUAAACGUGUUUCCAGGUUGAUCCUUUUUGCUAUAGUGGCACCUUGCUAAUACUUUAUUGGAUUCAAACUGUAUGUGGUGAGUGCUAUUACUUUUGUUUUAGCAGCCUUUGGUAGAACACCAGACUGCAGUGUUUCUUUCUCAAGGCUCUAGUAAUGGUAUUGGAGCCUUCUACUAUGGUAACUGGGUUUUUGUUUGCUUACUAGUUCUUACAUGAUUUUGAUAAGAAAGUCUAUGAAGUUGAAAUCAUGAAAAGCAGAUACAGGAAAAUGUGGUAGAAAAUAGUUCAAACACAUGUUCACACUUACAUUCAGAGCUGUAUUUGAAAAUAAUUUUCUUAAACUGCUUUACCUUCAUUACCUACUUGGUAUUUAUUUAUUUAUUUUAUCUCAACAAUCCAGAAUUAAUGACACUCAACACACAUUUCUGAAUUUAUUACGUACACUACAGACUCUCAGCCUGCUAAAUCACAUCUUGCUAACUUGUCCUUAACUAAGACCACUUAAGUAAAAUACGUGAUGGAGUAAAAAGUAAUUCUUCUGGUCACCGUACAAUCCCAAAAGUAGUCACCAGGAGGGAGCUAUCUCUUCACUUUUGUUCUCUUGGAGAGCUUCAGUCUUUGUUGGAUUGUUUUUUCGUUUUUGUUCUGGAUUGUUUGGGGUUGUUUGUUUUUGUUUUUGUUUUUUUUACUCUUCCUUAAAAGCACUUCUCCCACCAUACAUCUCUGUUUACGUAACUGUAAACUUUAAGGGAAUUUGAAACAUGUUUCUAGUCCAGUGAAACUAAACAUGAAUGGUUUAUUUUGUCAUUUUCUUGGAACUUGUCUAUAUAAGGGAUUUUUUUUUUACACUAACUGAAUGAAUUGUGCUUGUCCAAAGACCCAGGGGAUAAACUUUGUACAACUGUGUAAGUUUGUGUAAUGGCAACGUCACCUGUGUUCCAAGCAGACUAUUCACUGGGGAUUCGAUUUUCAAGCUAGACUCUUCGCCAAAAUUGCUGUAUAUUUCUCCUGCCCAAAGUGCCUCCUGACAGUGCUGUUUCAAGCUGCUGUUUCUGACGGGUAGAGAGAGCAACAAUGAGGGAUUAAAAAACAUAAGGUAUUAUUUGGAAAGAAAAAAGGCACUUGAAAUGUGCAGUUCCAACAGUUCUAAAAAAUUUGAUGGAUGGGGGUUACUCUUGCAUUUCAGAAUGAACAUAGGCCACCUCUAGUCUUAGAGAUUAUGUUCAUAACUCAUUUCAGGCACCAGAGUAGCUAACAAAGACAUUUCUAAAUGUACAGUCUUCUGUUUACAGUACCUAGAUAAGACUGACCUAGGCUUGAGUAUCUCCAUGGCAAAGCUUUGUCUUAGUGGAUAUCCACACCUGCCUCUCUAUAGCUAGUGACCUAUUACGCAUGGCAUUUUGUUUUGAGGUGCUUUGGGAUGUUGUCUUGGUUGAUGGUUUUAGUUGCAGAAGAUUAAGUCAGUACAUGAAGGAGGUGUGGUAGUGGCUUCAGAUGCUAAUUUCAUCGUAAGAUGUUGUCUCUGUGACCACUGACAAAUGGGUAGGUUCAGUUACAAAUUGGAGCCUGAACUUAAGAACUUAACUUGAGCAAGAAGUUUUACCCAGUCCACAGGACUUGACAUGUAGCAUGUAUGGUAGCCUGGGUCAACUUGACUAACAGUAUACCGUUAAUGACUAGUAUGAACCUGGGAAGCAUUAAGUCAGCUGGCAGUGUAUUAGGAAUCAUGCUCUUGGUCCCAGAUUACUUCAACAGUAACACAGCUGUGUGUUGUGUUUACCUUAGCAAAACUUAUCUGUUCACGAGAAAAAUAUUAGUAGCAGGAGCAGGCUGGGAACUGGGAGCAAGGUAAGAAAUAUUUCUUGAACUGUGGAAGGAAGGAGAUGGUCUCUUCAUGCACUAGAGUGAUUGAGAGGUUUAGAGGAAAAGAUCUGUAUUAGAAUCUGACUUGAAACCCAUUAUAUAUUUCUUCCGGAAUAUUACCUGGAGGCUUAGGUAGCUUUCUUAGAACUGUAUCAUGGAAUUACUGUGCUGUUGAAUUUUACAAUCUUGUCAUCAUAAACAAAUCCAGCAGCUGCCCUCAUAAACAUUUGAUUCGUGUCAGCACAAGUUACGCAUGCUUGUAUAAAUACAAGAUUUGGUCCUGUGUAACUGAACAGAGCUGCAUUCUAUUUUCAUACUUGGAAAAUGUUCUGAGAGCUCUGAUUAGAGUUGGUCGAUGUUACUUACUUUUACAAAACAUGGGUGGCUGCAGUAUGACUCUUAACUAUGGGUUUUUAAAGCCUACACCUAGUGGAAGUACUAUUUAUUUUUUUUAAAUCCAGUGAGAAUAGCUACAUUUAGAAGUGUUUGCAGACUGGACUCUGCAGCACAGGAAAGUGAAAAAUAAAAAAUCAAACCAAGUCUUAGCUUUCCCUUUGAAAGAAAUACAAACAAUAAGCUGUCAAAAUCACACUUUAAUUUUUUCAUUAUAAGUAUAGAUUAUAUGAAAGAAGAAAAUAUGUAACUAAAUUACUUCAAGCUGUCAAUGUCCUGAAGCCACUUACAUGAAAUGAUUGAAGAGAUACUUCCCACAAAUUACAUUAAGCUCACAACUGUGGGAUAUUCUGGAAAUAUGGUCUUUGGAGCGUACCUGUCUAACCAUUCAGUAUUAAUACAGAGUCCCACUUGGCCACUGCUGGGAGAAAAGAAAAAUGGUUUCAGGCCAUUGGUAGUUACAUAUAUUACACAUAAAGGUGAUCGAGUACA